CCAAUCGCAGUUUACCUUUCAGACACAAACUAAUCUUUGACUUUGGUAAACAACUGAACAAAUAUUCUUCUCCGUUCAACCUGAUCACCAUCAAUCCAUCAUCAUCAUCAUCUUAGCCUCUUCUUCUUCUUCUCUCUGUUCCUCCAUUUUUGGAGUGGAAGUUUUAUAGGCUGCCAUGCUGAUCAAAAGUUGCAGCAGAAGGGAAAAGGAAGGGGCAGUGGACCAAAGAAGAAGCUUCUCCUUCAGCUCCCUGGAUUUCAACUCUUCUUUCGGCCCGAUAUCUACCGAUGAAGAUGAGAGUAUUGUUGAUCAAGGCGGUUAUAGCGACGACGAUGACGACAAUGAUGACGCAUACAUUGAGAUAAAUCUAGAUCAUCCGCCGCCGCCGUUGCCGCCGAAAUGUCGGAAUGGAAACGAGGGGAAGAGAGAGGGCGGCGAUGAUCUCGAGUUUCGCGUGUCGUUUUUGGAGGCUGCUCUGCCAUUCAUCGGGAUAUCUUCGCCUCAAUCUAAUUCGUAUUAUUCGCCUCCGGUGGACUGGCCGCCGGCUCCCAACAAACGGAAAGUGCCUCUCUUCUCGCCGGUGAAUCAUCUGCUCAAUACGUUAGAGGGGUCGCAGAUCGAUGAUAGUAUCGGUGAUGAUCAUUUCCAGAACUCUGCAAUCAGUAAUGACGCCUCCAAACAGCUGGUUCUGAGCAUGACCAGGGCUAGGUCUAGGACGGCGGCGGACGGUGGAGGAGUGAUGAACAUGAUGGUAAAAUUCCGGUACGUUAUGAGCUUCCGGUGGAUGGUGGCUUCAAUGUUGAAGAUCCGGCGACAACAGCGUCAGGCGGUUACAUCGCCGUCGCCGUCGCCGUCAUCUUCUUCAACCGCAACAAAUUUUAACAGCAAAAUCGCCAAAUCAGGAGCCCUAGAUUCAAACCAAAAGAUGAGCAGAAGACGAAAGAAUGCGGCUCGGCAGCAGCAAGUAAUCGGUAAUGCUCCGGAGAAAUCGCGAUCAUCGGUGCUGCUGCUGCGGCUGGGGAUAAAGCUGGACGCGAUCAGAGGGAUGGUGGCGUCUGAUCAUCAUCAUCACGGUGGUAGCAAAAGCCGCCAUUCUUCGAAAAGCUGCCCCGGUUCUAUCAAGUCGUCGCCUCUCCAUCAUCAAGGUCAAGGAGGUGGCGCUACUACUGUUACUGUUAGCAGUAGCUUGAGCGGGGCACUAGUGUGUAGCAGGGACAACAAUGUUCAGGCCGCCAUUGCUCACUGUAAGAAAUCCUUCGGCCGCUCCGAGGAUUUUAGUUUUUAAAAAACAGUUCAGAUUACACCUCACGGGGCAUAUUCAACUGUCUACAUAUUUACCAAACUGUUUGUACACUAUGCCACCCUAUAAUGAAACAAAGUUAUUACGGAGUAACUUUUAUCCAACCUAGUUUCUUGGUCA
This is a messenger RNA of Ipomoea triloba (trilobed morning glory), 1420 nucleotides long. RefSeq lists its product as uncharacterized. The transcript is spliced from 2 exons. NCBI's taxonomy places the organism in Eukaryota, Viridiplantae, Streptophyta, Magnoliopsida, Solanales, Convolvulaceae. The record is from RefSeq and is a predicted model, not a curated record. Bases 176 to 1285 code for a protein of 369 amino acids.